AUGCGCGGCGUGCCGCUUCGGAUCGAGAUCGGCCCACGGGACGUGAAGAACGAGCAGGUGAUGUUGGUUCGUCGCGACACCAGAGACAAAUCACCGACCUCGAUGAACGGGUUGGCCGGUCGUGUCGGCGAGUUGUUGGAAUCGAUUCAGCAGGAGCUGUACGACCGCGCGAUCACGUUCCAAGAGGACCACACCAUGAAGACCACCAAUCGAGCCGAUUUCGAUGCGAGCCUCAAAGGCCGCCCAGGCUACGUCGUGGCCCCCUGGUGUGGCUCGGCAGAAUGUGAGACCCAGAUCAAGAAUGCCACUCAGGCCUCCAUCCGGAAUCUGCCACUCGAACCGACCGGAACCUCAGGCGACUGCAUCCAGUGCGGUCGCCCCGGGUCAGGUCGAUGCAUACUUCGCCAAGUCCUACUGAUCGAUAUCGAUCCGGCGCCGCCUCGUUGA
Messenger RNA from Geodia barretti, 447 nucleotides. The record is from the annotation of a GenBank genome assembly. Lineage: Eukaryota; Metazoa; Porifera; Demospongiae; Tetractinellida; Geodiidae.